ACGCGGUAGCCUAAGUACUACUUUGUGAGAGAGGUACAAGAUGGCGUCCAAGAUGGACGAUGUUUCUUCGCCAUCUCUGGCAUAUAUGGUUUCUAGCUCGUCAUUUAACCCUGAAAAAUACGUGCAUAAGUUGUCAUCGGAGUGUGACACCGACGCCGAGUUACAGGAACAUCGACAAAAAAUCCAGACUUUGAGCGAUGAGACGGCCGUAUCUUUGAAGAAAAACGUUUACAAGAACUACAUACAGUUCAUAGAAACAUCUAAAGAAAUAUCUUACCUUGAGGCUGAGAUGUACCAGUUGAGUCACUUGUUAGCAGAGCAGCGUAGCUUACUAAAGGCUCAAGAAGAAAUGUCCCUCUUUGGCAAUAAAGAUUCUGGGUCAAACUCAAAGCCAAUCAACAAAGAAGAAAAGUCCAUAAGCUCCAUAGAGGCAGUUGAAGGCUUAUCUAAUAUCAUUGACAUGACUGAUCUGCAGUGUAUUUACGAAGGAGGUCUUCUUGAGAUUGACACUUCUACCUAUCUCCCCAAGCAGAAGAUCCGUGCCUUCCUCUUACAUGACAGCAUGAUCAUUGCCAGUAUCAUAACAAACAGGCGUGGUCCUGUGAGGUACAAGUUCCAGGCUCUGUUUGAGUUGGAGAAUGUUGCUGUUGUCAAUUUGAAAAGUUCGGAAGGUGUCAAGGAUGCUUUUAAGAUCCUCCUGUUUCCAGAAACACAUCUUUAUCAGGCAGAAAGUGCCCAGGCUAAGAAUGAUUGGUUAAACCACAUUGAAGAGUGCAAGAUCAGCUUCAAACUCAAACUUGAGCAAGAGGUUACUCAGGGAGACCUUGAAAGGCAGGAAGGGGAUAUGAACCCCUUUGAGGUAGAAGAUGAGGAUGAUCAUGACACCAACCCAUUCAAGUCCACUGAAUCCAGUACAUCAGCAUACAAUGGGAAUCCUUUCCUUGAAGAUGAGACAAACCCUUUCCUCUCUGGAUCUGCAGGUAGUCUUACUAUCAAUCGACAAAGAAGUAACACCUCAAACAACAUCACAGAAAAUGCUGUCACUCCUAAGAGCAGUAAGGUGUGGCUUCGAGACCUUCCAGAAGACCUAGACGUGUGUAUUGCCCAAAGAGACUUUGAGAAGGCCAUGGAACUCAUAGAUAAAACAAACAGUUUCUUGAAAGAGUCCUCAAAUACUCAAGCACUCAAAGAGAUCAAGGUGCGUCUAGACCAUAGAGUCAAGCAGUUAGUGGAAGCGCUGAUUGAGGAGCUUGACUGUCACCAAAGUAUUCUGCUGCAUGGUGGUCCACGUGCGACCAGAAGAGCUGUGUCGCUUCUAGUGCGUCUUGGAAGAGCAACAGAGGCUUGCCAGCUGUUUUUAAGAAACCGAAGUGAAGCAAUUAAGCAGAGUCUCAGGCAGCUCAAAAUAGAAGGAGCCACCGCCCUGUACAUUAGCAAGCUCUCUAGUGUGUUUUUCAUGAGUCUAAUAGAGACCGGCCGUGAAUUCCAAAAGUCAUUUGUGGAUAAUUCUGGGUUCUGCUCAGCGUUUGUUGUGUGGGCCAACACGGAGCUGCAGAACUUCGUCUCCAGGUUCACUCGACAAGUGUUCCAUCGUAAUAUUGGCUUGGCUGCCAUCGGUGUGUGUGUGGGCAUUGCAACAGAAAACUGUGAUAAGUUGAACGAGAUCGGACUAGACCUGAAGUUCUCCAUGCAGCACAUGCUGCUAAAGGAGCUCAUGGAGGCGUUAUUUGACUGCCGAGACCAGCUGGUGGCAGCGGCCCGUCAGAGAGCCACGGAGGAGCAAUGGCAGCCGCAGAGAUUCGAGAGAAACCACGAACGCCUCACAAACCUGGUCGGUGAGAUGGAGAGCUGUGGUAUCAAGGAGUUCGGCCACCUUGUUAUCGACGACUGCCAGGUGAAUCUAAGCAGUGCUACAGUUGCGUUCACCAAGAGCGUUAUUGGCUUUCUUGAGGAUGGUCUUCGGGUCAACACACCAGAGCUACAUGGCGUACUUGUCGAGUGUGUAGCUGAUCUUUUCAAGAAUCAGGUCCUACAAUUUGAAGCAACAUUAAAAUCCAGCCACUUCAAGGCACAGAGGCCGUUUAUCAUACAGAAUGCAGAAUUUGUUCUCGAAACCAUACUUCCAAUUGUGAAAAAGAAAUUGAAGCGCCAAACGGGGCAUGACCCGACUAGUGUGACGGAACUUUCAAAAGAGCUUACAAGGCUGCAAAACAUCGCCGAAACAAGGUGACAUGUGCAGAAAGGACAGGAUGAAUUCACCACAAUCAGCACAACUCGUGUCAUAGAGCUCUUUCAAGCGCUUACAAGUAUAAUUUUGCAUAAAAAAACCUUGUGCAUGCUCAUUAAAAGACUGGUCUACCUCUCUUUGCCUGAGGCCGAAAGUCAAAUAAAAUAUAAGCAAACGUACUUCGCAAACAAACAGCCACCAUGAAGGGGCGGUGGAUUGGGUGGACAUCCACCCCCCCCCCCUUUUUUUAGUCACUUUGUGUGAAGAAAAUAAAUGUCUGGGGGACGGGAGGUACUGUCCAUGUGGCUUCACCUGCUUGACUUUGCAGCCGCGACAAAUCCAUUUCAGCGUGAAAUAUUGUUAGAUCCAUGUGGCCUACCAAGAACUACUGCAUCCGCUAUAAGCCCGUCUAUCCGGCCAUUAUCCACCCCCAUUUUGAAAUCCUGGAUCCGCCCCUGCCAUGAUUCCUCAGGAACGAUGGUUCAUUAGAAUUUAAACCUUGUCAGCUACAGACUAAUAUUGAGUUCAAAGACUGGCAAUACAUACAGGCAAUGCGAAAAGGAACCAAAACAUCAACACACGAAUAAAACGAAUUACCAUGUAAAGUAGACAAACUUUAUUGUCUCUAAUUAUAUAAAAAAAAUCUUAUUUGUAUAUAUUUAUAUAUUGCACUAGUUCUAGCUAGUUUUCAUGUGCCAAUUAACAAAAAUGUUAGGGUUUGUUUCUUAACAAUGUUUAGGCGAGCAGAAAUCUAUUCCAUCUCUAAGAUAUCUGCACACAAACUACUUUGUGCAUACUAAAAAAGAUUAUGAUGUAAGGUGUUAUUAGCUACGUACCAAAAAAUAUCAUCAUAGUAAUAGCUUUGGAUUUGACUGUUUAUUUUGCCUAUAGAAACAUCUUUUUUAGGGAAAUAUCUUUAUACGUAGAUUAUUUUAUGCUUAAGGAGUAGGAUGAAGCUGUUUUUAUUGUGUAGGGUGGGUUGAUUUCGCAGUGAUCCUUCUUGGAUGUGCAAUAGCUCUCACGCUUACGCCUGUGGCCCAGAAGCCCCCUUGAUGUCGUUAUGUCCUUCAAUUGUAACGUAUGGAUUUUCUGUUAAUAAAUAAAACAAAAUAAGCCAAA
Nematostella vectensis (starlet sea anemone) is the source of this 3346-nucleotide messenger RNA. Its product is annotated as exocyst complex component 8. Gene Ontology annotation, biological process: Golgi to plasma membrane transport; exocytosis; intracellular protein localization. The record is from RefSeq and is a predicted model, not a curated record. NCBI's taxonomy places the organism in Eukaryota, Metazoa, Cnidaria, Anthozoa, Actiniaria, Edwardsiidae. Gene Ontology annotation, cellular component: exocyst. Bases 41 to 2230 code for a protein of 729 amino acids. The transcript is spliced from 21 exons.